This is a messenger RNA of Pan troglodytes (chimpanzee), 1481 nucleotides long. It is a transcript of the gene NTMT1, whose product is annotated as N-terminal Xaa-Pro-Lys N-methyltransferase 1. Gene Ontology annotation, molecular function: N-terminal protein N-methyltransferase activity. NCBI's taxonomy places the organism in Eukaryota, Metazoa, Chordata, Mammalia, Primates, Hominidae. The coding region runs from base 674 to 1345 and encodes 223 amino acids. The record is from RefSeq and is a predicted model, not a curated record. The transcript is spliced from 5 exons. Gene Ontology annotation, cellular component: cytoplasm.
GGAAGUGACGUUGGCGGACAAAGGCAGCGCGCGCCGCGAGCUGUCGCGUCUGGUCGUGGUCUGGCGGAGUUGCGGUUGGCUUGUGGCGUCUCCGCCGCCGCCGCCCUCCCUUCCUCUUCCCCAUCUUCUUCUCUUGGUCCCGGGAGCCCCCGCCCGGAGUCGUGGGAGAAGAGAUGCAGUACCCUGGGUCUGAACACCUUGGCGGGGAGGAGGAGGCAGCAGCCAGGUGACCGUGAAGGAUGUAGGAUCACAUUUACUGGCUGAGCAGCCAUUUACCAGGCAUGAGGGGUUUGUCUUCCUCUCUGAGCUAGCCUAGAGUGCACACAAAGCCCGUGUGCUCCUGGCCCCCUCCCAGGCCCUUCAGCCACAUACGACAUCUGUGCUCUGGAGCAGAGUGUAGCAGGACCUCCUGCUGUUGGCCGACCGACCUUGCUGUUCCCUCGGACUCUUAGGGACCUCCUCCUGCCCCACUCCAAUCUGGACACCACGAGGCAAAAUGUAGCCAGGACCCCAGGAAUCCCGUUUAUUAAUGAAUCAGCUGUUAGGACAGAUGUCAAAGUCAGGCUUGCUAUUUCCCGGCCAGGAUGUGCCUCCCCUGGCUUGUUCCCAGAAUUUGCGUGAGAGUCGCGGUUGCUGAUCGUGGUGCUUGAGUAGAGCCGUGGUUGGUGACAGCAUGACGAGCGAGGUGAUAGAAGACGAGAAGCAAUUCUAUUCCAAGGCCAAGACCUACUGGAAACAAAUCCCACCCACAGUGGACGGCAUGCUUGGGGGGUAUGGCCACAUCUCCAGCAUCGACAUCAACAGCUCCCGGAAGUUUCUGCAGAGGUUUUUGAGGGAAGGCCCGAACAAGACAGGAACGUCCUGUGCCCUGGACUGUGGAGCUGGCAUUGGCAGGAUCACCAAGCGGCUGCUCCUGCCGCUGUUCAGAGAGGUGGAUAUGGUCGACAUAACGGAGGACUUCCUGGUUCAAGCCAAGACCUACCUGGGGGAGGAGGGCAAGAGGGUGAGGAACUACUUCUGUUGUGGGCUCCAGGACUUCACCCCGGAGCCGGACUCUUACGACGUGAUCUGGAUCCAGUGGGUGAUAGGCCACCUCACCGAUCAGCACCUGGCCGAGUUCCUGGGGCGCUGCAAGGGCAGCCUCCGCCCCAACGGCAUCAUCGUCAUCAAAGACAACAUGGCCCAGGAGGGCGUGAUUCUGGACGACGUGGACAGCAGCGUGUGCCGGGACCUUGACGUGGUCCGCAGGAUUAUCUGCAGUGCAGGCCUCAGCCUCCUGGCCGAGGAGAGGCAGGAGAACCUCCCCGAUGAGAUCUACCAUGUCUAUAGCUUUGCCCUGAGAUGAGCCGGGGCUGGCAGGAGAAACUGAGGAACCACAGUCCUGGUGGGGGGAGCUGGCAGCUGGGCAAGAUCCAGGCGCCACGCUGGCGGUUCGUGAGUGUCGAGGCACCACUAAAUAUAGCUGUCUGCCGUCCACUCAU